Phytophthora nicotianae INRA-310 is the source of this 1504-nucleotide messenger RNA. RefSeq lists its product as hypothetical. The coding region runs from base 1004 to 1318 and encodes 104 amino acids. The record is from RefSeq and is a predicted model, not a curated record. Lineage: Eukaryota; Oomycota; Peronosporomycetes; Peronosporales; Peronosporaceae. The transcript has a single exon.
CGCUACGUUACCUGCAGGUAAAGAAGGCGUUUACAAUGUUAUUAUCUUCGAUGCCAUUGCCAUCAAAUGGUCUUGCUUAUCGCCUUCGCCCUGAGUUUCAAACGAGCCCGAGACGGACAGCGCGCGUCGGAAGAUCUCCUCACACUGCAGGUCGUCGUGACACACGUGUGUUGGUCCGUUCCAUCGCCAUGGAAGGUGCAGGAUCCGCUCAGCCGCGAGGGAAACUUAGCGGCCUCAAGUUGAGGCAGGACUGUAAGAUUUCCUGACCUAAUUGUUGAGGCGCUUCUCUCGCGCCUUCUUCCCAAGGCAAAGAAAGCUGCGGCGAAUCGCCGGCAGCGCCGCAUUGCGAGCGGCGCUCGGCUGGAGGCAGCUGCGAGAGACACCCGCAGUGCCCACGCCCCGCUUUUGUUAUCUUCCACCGUCAAGGCCGGCCCGGAAAUAUUGGGCCACGCGUAUUUCUAUAUUACAAUAGUCAGGCGGCAUCAGUUUUGCGUCGCCAUUGUCGCUACAUGCUGGACAAUACAAGACACUGUUGUGGUCGGAGCAACCACGUCAUCUCAGCGGUUACAGCGAGUCAGUACUUCUUCAUCUACUUUUAUACAUCUUGCGCUCUCUAAAGUGAGCCGUUAAAGGUGUUUUAACCGGCUCAAAUACGAACUGAAGAAAGCCGAUGCUGCGAGGCAGGAGUGGAGGCACGCAUGCAACCACCUCGUACAUGCAACGCAAUGGGACGUCGCUCGACUACACGUCCAUUAUCGUCCAUGUUGUGCUUCCAAAAAAGCAGAGAAAACCUGGCGCUCUUGGUCAUGAGAGGUUAUUUUUAACUUAAUUCAGUAAUCCGUGAAUUAUGCUCGACAUACAAAUGUCAAGUUAUCCUAGUGCGAUCUGAUACAAAGCUGUCGGGAACGUUCCUGGACAUGAUGGUGUUGAUGUGAGCGAUGCAGAAGGAGCAACUCAUCAUUCUGCAUUUCUUCACUCCAAACUCACCUUCUCCACUUCAAGCAUGUCCUCGCCCACGCUCUCGCUCGUGUGCUGCAUCGUCGUUGCAGCGCUGCUCUCCACCGUUUGCGCCGCGGACACCAGGCAUCUCACAGACGCGCCGUCCUCUACCAACGGCGGAAUCCCCGUUGCACCUGUCGUUGGCGUCGCGGCCGCAGCAGCCGUGGCGGUUGUGAUCCUAGUGGCGAUCAAAGUCCGAAGCUCCAGCGGCAGGAGGCCGAAGGACCCCGAGCUGCAUGAGGUCGUCAUUUCACCCAGCCGGCCCGCCGGACAGCCCAUGUCGACCAAGAAGCAGUUCGUUUACACAGCGCACAUCUAACUCAACUACGAAGAAUCCACCGGGAGCCGCAACCCCCUUACUCAAGCCCAACUACCACCUAUUGAAGCGGUACUCUCCCCACGCUAUUUAUUCAUGACGCGAGACCAAAGGAAGCAAGGCUACGUUCAUGAACAUAACAAACUACACGUAACAUUGACUCAAUAUGACAGUUUUGACCGCAAGCAC